Molecule: messenger RNA, 1032 nt
Organism: Asparagus officinalis (garden asparagus)
Lineage: Eukaryota; Viridiplantae; Streptophyta; Magnoliopsida; Asparagales; Asparagaceae
Product: peptidyl-prolyl cis-trans isomerase CYP21-1
Exons: 7
Coding region: 82-744 (220 amino acids)
Biological process (GO): protein peptidyl-prolyl isomerization; protein folding
Cellular component (GO): intracellular membrane-bounded organelle
Molecular function (GO): peptidyl-prolyl cis-trans isomerase activity
Source: RefSeq, a predicted model, not a curated record
CAGUAAAACCUAUUAUCAAAGCGAGCAGUGAAGAAGAGAUUUGAGAAGACGAAUGUGAGCAAAUCAAAGAGGACUGGUAUCAUGCUUCGAAGAGCGAUUAUUGGAUUCUUAGUCGUCGGAUUUCUCUUCAUUGCUUUCUCAAUCUCUCAGAAGCGAAAAGCUCAGGGGGGAUUUGAAGCGGAAAAAAUUCAUGAAAUCACACACAGAGUUUACUUGGAUGUUGAUAUUGAUGGACAACAUAUAGGUAGAAUAGUUAUUGGGUUAUACGGACAGGUGGUUCCGAAGACCGUGGAAAAUUUCAGGGCCCUUUGCACAGGUGAAAAGGGCAAGGGGAUAUCAGGAAAAGCACUACAUUACAAGGGGACUUCAUUUCACCGAAUAAUUUCUGGUUUUAUGAUUCAAGGCGGUGAUAUUUCUCAUAAGGAUGGAAAGGGUGGAGAGUCAAUAUACGGUGGCACUUUUCCAGAUGAGAACUUCAUUAUAAAGCAUUCACAUGCGGGUACGGUGUCCAUGGUAAACUCGGGGCCCAAUUCCAAUGGUUCCCAAUUCUUCAUAACUACAGUCAAAACAUUUUGGCUGGAUGGAGAGCAUGUUGUUUUUGGAAAAGUGAUUCAAGGUAUGGACACAGUUUAUGCAAUCGAAGGUGGAGCAGGAACAUACAAUGGAAACCCCAGGAAAAAGGUAAUUAUUACCGAUUCAGGAGAGAUACCCAAGGCCGAGUGGGGUCAAGACGAGGAAGUAUGACCUAAAAGAAAGCAUGUUGCUUGCGUAAAUGAAGAUACCCUUGCUUUAUACUUAGAGAUAUAUAGUCCAAUUUUCAAUUUGAAUUCUCAGGGGAUACUUCUUGUGGUAGGUCUUAUUUGUAUAAAUGAUAAGUUGUAUCAUGUACUUCAUAUAUGGAUUCUGUUAUAUUUCCAUUAACUUUUAACAGGAUGAAUUUGUAGGGAGCGACUUGCUGUAAUAAUCUCAACGCACUUAUGUAACUAUAUGAUAUGUCAUCAAUUUGAUUUUGGACGAUCACACAUUUUGAUU